Molecule: messenger RNA, 1933 nt
Organism: Chenopodium quinoa (quinoa)
Lineage: Eukaryota; Viridiplantae; Streptophyta; Magnoliopsida; Caryophyllales; Amaranthaceae
Exons: 6
Coding region: 311-1654 (447 amino acids)
Source: RefSeq, a predicted model, not a curated record
GUUGUGAAUAUUGUUGAGGUGUCGGUGGUGGUCUUUCUUCAAAGUCUUACUUCACUCACUCUUUUGCUCAUCCUUCUUCUUCUGCUCCCACCUCACCUGCUCUACUCUACUUAACUCAACUUCUUCCCUACCAUUUUCUCUCUCCUCAUUUUCAUCAUUUAUUUCAAUUUCAAAGCAACCAAUUAAUCCAUUCAUUAACACAUUGAAUUCCAAUGUUUUUUUGCUGAAAUUUUGCAUAAAGUUGCAAUCUUUAUUUCAGGGGUUUGUUGGGCUUUUUUUGUUGUUUAAUUUCUUUUUACAGAUUUAGAAAAUGCAGAGAUCUGAGAGAGAUUAUCCAAGGGAUAAAAAGAAGGAAUCAUCAAAUUGUCUUUUUGGGUUUGGAAAUUGGAUCUCAAGUAUUAUGGUGGAUCCAAGACAGAUUCUUGCUGGGUUUCUUACUGUCACCAUGUUUGUUAUGCUUGCUCAUAUGAUUAGAAGAGACCAUUUUCAUUCCAAUUCUCAGGUGAGGAUGUCAUCAACUUCAAAAACCCAAUUUGAAGAAUCCAAGUAUGCAGAACAAUCUGUUGUUGAAGUUGAUAGCAGUGGUCUAUGGAAGGAAGAUGCUCCUGAGCUUAAACCUUGUUGGGCCCAACCAAGUUUGGAAGAAGGAGACCAAUCUGAGGGAUAUGUUACUUUCUCCUUGACAGAUGGUCCAGAAUACCAUGUCUCACAGAUUGCUGAUGCGGUGGUAGUGGCAAGAAACCUCGGUGCAACUCUUGUAGUUCCUGAUAUUAGGGGAAGCAAGUUGGGGGACAAGAGGGAUUUUGAUGACGUCUAUGAUUCUCAGAAAUUUACAACUAGCUUGAAUGGGGUGGUCAGGGUAGUGAAGCAACCUCCUUCAAUAUCAACAAAAAAACUUGCUGUUGUGAAGGUUCCUAAUCGUGUUACCAAAGAACACAUUGCCGAAAAUAUUGAACCAGUGUUCAGGGAAAAGGGCAACAUCAGGCUAGCUACUUAUUUUCCAUCAGUAAAUAUGAAAAAAGAUAAAACAAAAACUGAAAUUGAUGCUGCUGCAUGCAUGGCAAUGUUUGGGACUUUAGAGUUGCAACCAGAAGUUCGUGGUGUCGUGGACUCAAUGGUGGAGCGAUUGAGAACAUUGAGUCGAAAGUCAGACGGCCGCUUUGUAGCUGUGGAUUUGAGGGUUGAUGUAUUAGAAAAGAAGGGUUGCAAAGACAAAAGUGGUUCUGCUACAAAAAGUUGUUUUAAUGCCGGAGAAAUUGCUACUUUUUUAAGAAAAAUUGGUUUUGGCAAGGAUACCACAAUCUAUUUGACACAAUCAAGAUGGGACAGCAGUCUAGACACACUAAAGGAGCUCUUUCCCAGAACUUACACAAAGGAGGGAAUAAUGCCUAUGGAUAAAAAGGACCAAUUCCUUAAUCCAGAAGCACCUACACUAGAAGAAGUUGUCGAUUACUACAUCUGUUCUGAAAGCGAUGUUUUUGUACCAGCCAUUUCUGGCCUAUUCUAUGCCAAUGUUGCUGGGAAGAGGAUCUCUUCUGGCAAAACACAAAUACUCGUUCCAGCUGAUAUACCUGGCUCUUCUGCUUCCCCAGAUAACUACCUUUCUCACUAUGUCACCAAGCAGAACCACUUGGCUUAUUCAUGUUUCUGCUGAUAGUUUUUCAGAACCAGAGACAAAAUAUUGGCCAUACCUUUCAUAAUAGUGUUCAGAAUUCUGAUAAAACAGGUGAGUUUAACCAUUUUGAUAGUCAAUGGUUGAGUGAUUUUUCAUACUUAAAUUCAGGGUAACCUCAGGAAAACUCGAGGUUACUUGAUCUUUAGAGAUACAGCUUGUAAUAUAUUUAUUUAAGUUGUAUUGUAGUGAUUUGUAAACAGUGUGAUUUCAACAUGUUAGUUUGGUUCAGUUUGUGGCUUUAUGACAUGACAUGCCAGA